This is a messenger RNA of Nymphaea colorata (pocket water lily), 2607 nucleotides long. RefSeq names its product calmodulin-binding protein 60 D-like. Lineage: Eukaryota; Viridiplantae; Streptophyta; Magnoliopsida; Nymphaeales; Nymphaeaceae. Gene Ontology annotation, molecular function: DNA-binding transcription factor activity; calmodulin binding; sequence-specific DNA binding. The coding region runs from base 374 to 2332 and encodes 652 amino acids. Gene Ontology annotation, biological process: regulation of salicylic acid biosynthetic process. The record is from RefSeq and is a predicted model, not a curated record. The transcript is spliced from 8 exons. Gene Ontology annotation, cellular component: nucleus.
GGGCGGAGAGAGAGUGUAUCUGACGGAAGAGAAGGGAGCCAGGGAACGGUCAGCCGCCAUUAGAAAAGUAAGAGGAUGAGCUAGCGGGACCUUUUCUCUCUGUAGUGCUCCUCUGCUCACAGGGAACACAAUUUGCGGAUCUUUUUUGCUAAAUUCGAGUUCUUUUUUUCUUCAUUCUCUAUCUUUUCUUCCUUCUCCGCAACUUCCUAGUUUGGAUCUCUCCUUUUUCUUCUUCAUUAUUGGACUGUAGUUGGUACGAUCGAGAUUAUGGUUGGUCUUUGGGGAUCUUUUUAUUCAUGGAGAUCGGAAUGAAUUGAGAGCCGAGAAGUUGGUGAUAGGGUGCUUCCGUUAGUUCUGAGGGUAGAAGGAGAAGAUGCAGAGGCCGACGACUCGUUUCCUUGAGCGUUCAACCUCCAUGAGGAGGGGGGAGAAGAGAGGGUUGGAAGUCGGAGGCGAUGCCGAUGAACGGCUGCCGGAGGAGAAGCGGCACAAAGUUCCCGCUCUCGCCAGUGUGAUAGUGGAAGCUCUCAAGGUGGACAGUUUGCAGAAGCUCUGCUCAUCGCUGGAGCCUAUUCUCCGUCGAGUUGUCAGCGAAGAAGUAGAACGUGCAUUAGCCAGAAUGGGCCCUACUAAGAUUGGUGGGAGGACUUCACCGAAGCGGAUUGAAGGACCUGAUGGAAGAAAUUUGCAGUUGCAUUUUCGCUCAAGGUUAUCUCUUCCACUUUUCACUGGUGGAAAAGUUGAGGGCGAGCAAGGUUCUGCUAUUCAUGUAGUGUUGCUUGAUGCAACUACUUGUCAGGUCUUAACUUCAGGCCAAGAAUCUUGUGCGAAAUUAGAUGUUGUUGUGCUUGAAGGUGACUUCAACAACGAAGAUGAUGAUAAUUGGGUAGAGGAAGACUUUGAAAGUCAUGUUGUAAAGGAACGUGAAGGAAAGAGGCCACUUUUAACUGGAGAUUUGCAGGUAACCUUGAAAGAAGGUGUAGGUACGCUUGGGGAUCUAACUUUUACAGACAACUCCAGUUGGAUACGUAGCAGGAAGUUUCGUCUUGGUCUAAAAGUUGCAUCUGGUUACUGCGAGGGUAUUCGUAUCCGUGAAGCAAAAACAGAGGCAUUUACUGUUAAGGACCAUAGAGGAGAAUUGUAUAAGAAACAUUAUCCACCGGCGUUUAAUGAUGAGGUGUGGCGGUUGGAGAAGAUAGGAAAGGAUGGUUCAUUUCACAAAAGACUGAGCAAGGCUGGAGUAUAUACUGUGGAAGACUUUCUGCGUCUUGUUGUUAGAGACCCACAGAAACUACGAAAUAUCCUUGGAAGUGGUAUGUCCAAUAAAAUGUGGGAAACUGCAGUUGACCAUGCCAAGACUUGUGUGCUUGGUGGAAAGCUUUAUGUUUACUAUAACGAUGAUUCAAGGAAUGUUGGUGUGGUCUUCAACAACAUUUAUGCAUUGUGUGGUCUUAUUGCUGGUGGCCAGUACUGCCCUGCUGAAACUCUAACCGACACCCAGAAGGUCUAUGUGGAUACAUUGGUAAAAAAGGCUUAUGAUAAUUGGAUGCAUGUGGUAGAAUAUGAUGGCAAAGCGUUGAUGGCUUUUAAACAGAGCAAAAAGAUGAUUACUACUCGGUCUGAUACUCGGGCUUCAAGUUCUGAAUACCAGUCAUUUGAUCCGCAAGCUUCCGUCCAGCAAAUGCCAUUCACAGCUAGCACUGAUCAGGUGGCAACAGAUCCUGGAAUUGCUGCUAGAGCAGAUGCAACCACAUCAAUGUACACUGACAAUUCAUCAGCACACUAUUCAGCUCUGUCUCAGCCACUGGUUCCUAAUUCUCAACUCCAAUUCGACACUGUAACAUAUCCUGUUCAAAACCAACCAAUGGGCUCCUCCCACCAAAUGCAAGGCAACCAAACUGAUUCCGUGGUUGGUCUGGGUCUAGGACCUCCUCAGCCUGCUGACUGUGGCUUCACAUCUAUUAAUACACCUGUACAUAGCAUGAAUAUGGGUCCACUUGAUGAUUGGGCUCAACAACGGGACCAUGAUUUCUUUUCGGAGGAAGAGAUCCGGUCAAAAAGCUCAGAGAUGCUUGAGCAUGAUGACAUGCAACAGUUGCUUCGUUUAUUCAGCAUGGGAGGAGGUGCUAUGAACAUGUCCGAUUAUGAGUAUACUUCUUACGUUCAGUCUCCAAUGCCAAACUACACAUACAAUGAGGACCGUGGAAGCAGGUCAUCAGGGAAAGCAGUUGUUGGCUGGCUCAAGCUAAAAGCAGCUCUACGUUGGGGUAUAUUUAUUAGGAAAAUUGCGGCUGAGAAGAGAGCCCAGCUUGUUGAAUUAGAGGAUUCAUGAGUUAUUCCAGGAUUGGCUCCAGUUAUGCUUCCUUUGGCACGCAGCAGCAUGGAUUGUGGCAGAGAUUAACGUGAAUUUGUGCAGAUUCGGAGCAUGGCACUGAGCUUUUUUGUUUUGUGCAAGUUCUGACUAAAUUCAUUGCUGCCCCUUGCCUGUGCAACCCUGUAUGUAAAAGUGCAUGUAAAUUGCAGUAAUGGUUAUUGUCCCGGACGAUUGGACCUGUAUCCUCUUAGCUAACAUAUAUUAACGAAACAAGUGGAAUUGUUCCUUUUGCA